Messenger RNA from Gavialis gangeticus (Gharial), 2005 nucleotides. RefSeq lists its product as uncharacterized. The transcript is spliced from 12 exons. NCBI's taxonomy places the organism in Eukaryota, Metazoa, Chordata, Crocodylia, Gavialidae. The record is from RefSeq and is a predicted model, not a curated record. The coding region runs from base 1 to 1338 and encodes 445 amino acids.
AUGGGGCCAAUGACCCGCAGGGCCCGGGCCUGUCCCCAGGCUCCAGCCACGGCAGAGGGGACAUGGCUCCACCGGCACCGGCCACUAACCAGGCCAAACCUUUCCAGGCACAUCAGCUUCUCCCCCCGUAGGUCUUCUUUGACCGGGACCCAGGAGUCCAGGGUGCAGCCCCCACAGGGAGACCCCGGGACAAACCUGGGGUUUAUCGUUGACCGCGUGAAGGGUGCUCCCCCAGGGGACGGGGUCCUCCGGCUGACCGGCUACCACCGGGACACGGGGCAGGUGAUCAACACCAGGAGCUCGGUAAUGACCUUCUCCACGACGCCCGUGAGAUCCAGCAUUAAACAAGGCUACUUCAUCUUCGGAGAGCAGGAGGUGAUGUUCCCAGACCUGCUGCCGCAGGAGGACAUGGUCCUGAUCACCCGCUUUUACCACUGGCCCAGCGGGAGCGUGGCCAUGGCCCCGUGGGACGCGGGCUCUGGAGGGGCCCAGCUGCUCCUGGACCGCGACGCUUGGGUGGCCGCGUGGGCCAUCCUCAGCUUGACCCGUGAGCUGCGUGGUCCCCCGCUGGCUCUUUCGCAUCUUGUCGUCGCAGGGCAGGGGAGGAAAGGGGACCGGCGAGCAGCUGUCUGGAGCACGGGGACCCAUGACCUGACCCUGUAUCACGGCCCCGUGCCUCCGGCCCGUGCGCUCAUAGCACUGCCCGAGGAGGGACAGCACCGCAGCUGGGAGCCGUACGGCGAUGCCACCGUGAGGCUGCACAUCUUCAGUGGCGAGAAGCCGGAGCUGCCUUUCCCCCCGGAGACCCCGGUCACGCUCGGCCGUGUGCUCGCCUGGCCCCGUGCUGCCUUCAUCCACCACGUCAGAGACACGCCGGCCGUGGAGCCCUUUGGCGCCAGGGAUGGCUUCCGCCUCUGCAUCGACGGGGCCCGCUACCUACCGGACGCUGCCACGAUCAGCCGCGUCGCCGGCCGCAUCCUCGACAGCAGCUACUGCCAAAUCGGGCCAGACAUUUCCACGGGGAUCGACCUGAACAGCAGCAUCUUCGAGCCGUCCUACAACUACAGCCUGGACGUCCGGGGCCUCGCGGUGCCGCCCUCUGCCACGCUCCUGCUGAAGCUCUACUCCACAGACUGGUUCAGCCGCCGGCUCGUCGUCCUCGGCUGGGCAGCGCUCAACCUCUUCGUGCAAGCCGGGACGUGCAAAGCCCCCCCGGCCGAUGCCACGAGGAGCCGGGUCUCCCUGAACGACGGCCCCCACCAGCUGCGCCUCUACCACAGCGGCCCCGACACCACCCAGCCUCUCUCCACGGACAGCCUCAGGGCUGGCGGACGGUAACACCGGUCACCUCCACCCUCCCCUGCCUCCCUCCGCGUCCUCAGGGAGGUCCUGCCCUUUGCCCUGACCCCAGCACCGCUGCCCCCUCCAAAGGUACGUGCCGUGCGCCAGCCUGCUGGUCCGGCUGCUCCCGGCCCCCCGGGAGCCCAGAGUCCUGGAAGGGAGCGUGGCGGCGCCCUGGGAAGACCUCGUCCAGCCCCGGCCCGACUACGCCGACGGGGUCUAUUACUCGGACGCAGCCAGGCCCACUGCCGGGGAGAGCGGCCUCUUCUCCGCGCUGGAAAGCAGGUCUGUGGUGCUGGUUCGGGAGAUUGUCCCCCAGCUCAUUGGAAACCAAGGCCCGGUGCCACGGACGGACGAAGACAUCGCUGCUUGGAUUGCCCAGAAGCUGAGCAGGACGCCAGACAGCAGCCCUCAGCCCUUCAGCCUCACCUACGUCUCCCGCUACCUCCCUGCCUGCGGCAUAAAGGUCGCGGUGGACGGCGCCUGGAACCUGCCCUGGUCCGGCUUGACGCUGGCUCAUUUCUGCUUCAACCCACCCGGGGCUUUUUACUUCGGGAAACGGUGGCUGAAGUACGAUCGUCCCGUCUUCCUGGAGGCGCUCGACCUCGACAGCUACCAGAAGUGGCCCGCGUGGCUGGACGGGUUCAAGGCAAGCAUCGCCUGU